AUGAGUUUUUCCAUAGCUGACAAAGAGCAUUUCCUUAAGCCAAGUUCUGCCAUCAGAUCAACUGACCUUUGGUUCCUUAUUAAGAUGACUGGUGAGAUGAAGGAUUGUGGGACGAAGACUGAGCAUUUAUGCUGCACAAGUCUCUGCAGGAAAAUAAAUUGACAGAGAGAUAGAUCCUCUGAGGUAAGAUGGAAGCAAGCCCACAGCUCAUCAGACUUCAUGGAUGAGAUGCAAUUGAUUGUUCGAAAGUCUUUAUUAAAGAGCUCAUAA
This is a messenger RNA of Blepharisma stoltei, 270 nucleotides long. The record is from the annotation of a GenBank genome assembly. NCBI's taxonomy places the organism in Eukaryota, Ciliophora, Heterotrichea, Heterotrichida, Blepharismidae.